Messenger RNA from Fragaria vesca subsp. vesca, 1604 nucleotides. RefSeq lists its product as uncharacterized. Bases 58 to 807 code for a protein of 249 amino acids. The record is from RefSeq and is a predicted model, not a curated record. NCBI's taxonomy places the organism in Eukaryota, Viridiplantae, Streptophyta, Magnoliopsida, Rosales, Rosaceae. The transcript is spliced from 7 exons.
CAACCUCCUUUACGAAAGGCACUGCAAACCCCAAAAAGCGAGAGAGGGAGACUCAAAAUGGCGGAGGAGGAGCCGACGACGCCGUCACCGGAGAUUAAGAAGAACGAAGGCGAUGAAGGGAAGUAUAAGGGAGUGGCAGCAGAAGCAGAAGCAGCGGCGGCUUCUAUGGCUUUGAUGGCGGAGGAUCUGCAGCGUUCGGUGAUGCAAUCCAGGGACUCCGCCAUGCGUUCUGCUCGGAUUCUCCAACAUAAUAUGCCGGGAUACAUCGACAAAGCCGCCUCCAAAUACAGGACCUACGAACAUGCUUUCUUCCACAAAAUCAAAGAAGGAGUGAAGAGAGCAGCCGAAAACCCAGCCUCCACCAUUGGAAUUGGCCUUACUGCCGCCUUCAUUUUUUUACGAGGACCAAGAAGGUUCUUGUUUCGCAAUACAUUGGGUCGAUUUCAGAGCCUGGAGGCAAAAUAUGCCAAAGCUGAGAAGAAUGUAAACCAGCUCAACCUUUCUGUUGAUCUGAUGAAGCAGGAGAGCAAGAAACUUCUUGAGAGAGCAGGUUAUGCUGAAAAACAUAUGAAAGUUGGCCAAACUGAUCUCAUGGAUGUGGGAAGUCGGAUUCAAUCUCUGUCCAAAUCUAUGCGCAAGGUUGACUCCCAAGCUGCAGAUUUGAUGGAUGGGUUGCGAGAAAUUCCUAGCGGGGAAGCUUUGAAGCUCAGAUCACAGGUUGCUGCAAUGACAUCAGAACUGAAAACGCAGAAGGCUGUGAUGGACAAACACAUAAUGAAGAUUUCUGAAUUAGGACUGCCAGUGUGACAACUAGCCGGGAUUGAGAAGCCAUUUAGACCAGAACAUUCAUAUCAGACACGGGGGACUUUUCCCUCCCUGAUCUCCUCUUUUUGUUGUUUGGUAUGCAACAAGUGGUUCUGUUUUGUAAUAAAGUAUAGUAUAACGGUAAAUGAUAACCAAAUUUUCUUCACCGAGUUUCCUUGGUGGUGUUGAAGAGGACAGCAGGUGGCAAUGAGAGUAUAAGAACAGUUUUAGUAUACUCUCAAUAUUGGCUCGUUAACUAUUUUAGAGAGCAUGUUUAGGUAGUUAUCAAUUUAUCUUUUAGGCUUUUAUCUAUCUAGUUCAUAAAUAGGGAAUGAGAUGAGACUGUUAUAAUGUUAGGUCAAUCACAUUCUGGAAACCACCUCAUCUUACGUGCCAGUUUUUGUGGUAUAUAAGAGGUUUUUGACAGUUUGGAAAGUAAUUCACCUCAACUAAAAAGUGAAAAUGGUACGUGUUAUGUGGAGCCAUUUUGUGGCCGCGGUUCUUGCCCUUUGUUCCAAUCAGUGGCGGGUCUACGGUGGCUCGGAUUCUCGACCAAGAUGGUUCAAAGGUGCCAGAUACGGCUCGUUGGUCAUACCCAUCGAAGAUUGGUGAGUUUAUGGGUACUGCAGCAGUUGCGGCGGUGGGUACAGUCGUGCUGGAGGUUUGACUGAGGGAGAAGGCGGCAUCUACGAUUAGGUUUGCUGCCUAGUUCGUGUUGGGCCUGGAUCUUGUGGGCUUGUCGGCUGCGGGCCCUCUGGGUUCUGCAAAGCAAGUCCUUUUGAUUUUCAGAAAUAAAUCGG